Messenger RNA from Rotaria sp. Silwood1, 960 nucleotides. NCBI's taxonomy places the organism in Eukaryota, Metazoa, Rotifera, Eurotatoria, Philodinida, Philodinidae. The record is from the annotation of a GenBank genome assembly.
AUGUUUCCAAUCACUACAAUUGAUGCUACUGUUUUACAAAAAUGUUCAGAAUGUGAUGCUGAAAAAAAUCUUUGUAUCUGUUUAUCGUGUAACCUACUUUUUUGUGAUCAUAUUGAAGAAGAUCAUAUAUUUAGUCAUUUUAUAUCAACGCAACAUGCUUAUGGAAUGAAUUUGAAAGAAAAAAAAAUUUUUAAUCUUUCUCUUGAUAAAUAUGAUAAUGAUUUUAUACAAAAAAACAAUUGUACACAGCUUGUUGAAUAUCCAUUUGAUGAUUUUAUCUCAAAUAUGAUAACUGAUUAUAAUGAUCCAUUAAUAACUGAUAAUGGAUCUGAACGUAUUGUUGAAAAAGAAAAAUUGAUGAAUAUUGAUUUGAUUAAAAAUCUUGAAGAUUUACGAAAUGAAAACAAAAGUUUAUCAACAACUAUUGAUGGUUUAACACAAGAGAAAGAAAAACAAGACAAACAACUAAAUGAAAUUCACCAAAAUUUAGUUAAUGAAAGAGCAACAAAUAAACAAUUAGAAAAACGUUUUAAUAAAAAUCUUGAAGAUUUAGGAAAUGAAAACAAAUAUUUAUCAACAACUAUUGAUGGUUUAACACAAGAGAAAGAAAACCAAGACAAACAACUAAAUGAAAUUCAACAAAAUUUAGUUAAUGAAAGAGCAACAAAUAAACAAUUAGAAAAACGUUUGAAUAAAAGUCAACAAGAGUUAAAUAAAUUAAAACAUGAUUUUAACGAAGAAAAAAUCAUCAACCAACAAUUAAUUCAAAAACAAAACGAUCUUACGGAUAAAAUGGCAAAUCAGAACAAGGAAAUCAAAACACUUAAUGAUCAAGUUAGUGAUUUAAUUCUUCAUCUUGAGGGUGUAGAAAAACUUAAAUUUGAAGCAACAUCAGAUGAGCUUGCAGCAAGUCAAAUUCUUAUUAGUUCCAAACCAAAACAAGCUCGACGUCGAAAAUAA